Molecule: messenger RNA, 1674 nt
Organism: Soboliphyme baturini
Lineage: Eukaryota; Metazoa; Nematoda; Enoplea; Dioctophymatida; Soboliphymatidae
Source: the annotation of a GenBank genome assembly
AUGAAAAGGCCCAAUCGGAAAGAGUUAGAGAAAAAGCUGAGCAUUUUGACCAAAGACAUCAGUGAUCGAGUGUCCGAAUUCCAUGCACUGGUUGGUUUUAAUGGUGGUAACGGUUCCGGAGAUCAAAUAUUUCCGAGUCCCGGUGGCGAACUUCUGCGCUGUCAAAAUGCGGCCAAAAUCUGGAGACAGAAACGUGAAAAUAUCAGGUCGCAGGUGGCGGUGGUUCGACGGCAGAUCGAAGACAAGCGUACGAACAUCAAGGAUUUGAAGGAAGAACUGUCUCUUAUCGAGUCAAAGGAUCUGUACUUCAAGGACGAGGCAAAGCUGAAGCAGAUUUUGCAGAAAUUUGAACAGCAAUAUUUGGUGUGUAGUAAUCGGCGAGAUGAGGAGGCGUUUGUACGACAAAUAGAUAGACUUCGUCGUAACCAAAACCGGCUCGGAAAAUACAAAGAACUGCUAUGCGAGAAGGAAGAGAUGGUGCGACAGCUGAAGGUCUGCAAGUCAGAAAGAGACGAACUGUACGAGAAGGGGAUGAAUGCGAAGCGAUUCGAGGCGGAGUGCAAACGCGAAGAACGGGAUAUUUUGAUACGUGCUGGCGAGAUCAUGACUGAAAUCGAGCGCCUGCAACAAGAAAAGAAGAGUAUCAUGGCCGAAUACGACAAGCAGCGAACGGCGUAUCUGGAGUGUAUGCGACUUGAGAACGGUGUCGAAACUACACCGACUGCCCGCACGUCGCCCCGCGAGUUGACGAGGUCCUACAGCCUUAGGGUUCCGGUAGUAUCCGUAUCGGACCUGGCUUCCGCCGAAUCUUGUGGUGAUGACAGUGACAGCAGUUCCGAGAAGUAUUUUGCGUUCUUCAUCGUGCUGUUCGCGGCAGUCGUACUUGAUGAUAAUGACUUCAUGUCAGAUUGGUCCCGUCCUCCUUUAACCGCUAGCGAGUAUCGACCUUUCGCUUACCAGAAAAAGUUGUGCAAGAAUUUGAUCAGUUACCUUUCUCAGUUAAUGCAGGACAGCGAAAGUGAUGUAUCUACUUCAGUUGGGAAAAGUGAGGGAAUCGAUUUUUCAGGAAUCGAGACUGCAGCUCCGCCACGUCAAGAGGAUACGCAUAUUGAGAGUGAAAUCAGUGCUAAUAUGGCGGCGACCGUGACUGCUGUGGAAGAUCUUGAAACAGUUAACGCGGAAGUGGCCCGCUGUAAGCGAGUUUACAGAAAAGAAAAAUGGAAACCAACACAGCUCGUCCCAUAUGCUCUUGAAGUUUUGGAUAUGUUUGGACAGUUGGACGUAACACCCCCUGCUUCGUUUGGUCUGGUGCCAGCUGUGAUAGAUGAAGUGAAGAAGAAACUGCAAUUUUACGAAACGCAGACUUCUGUGACCGGAUUUGAUGACUCAUGGUUUCGGGGUAUUUUUUGUCGGCCUUCGCCCGAAAGCGAACACACCUUUGGCAGUGCGCUGAAUUCGUAUUAUACAGCCUCUGAGUUCGACGAGGAAUCUGUUUUGAACUCAUCUAAACUGUCGUUUUCACCGCGCGCUGAUGGUUUCCGUCUGGCAAAGGUGCUCAGUUGCCCAGACUUGCGUCGAUUUGCCGCAGCUUCCGACAUAUCAGUUUCACCGCCUACCAAUGAAAAUGCCGAACCCGUUGCUUUGUCUUCCAAUUGUUCGCUGCCCGUCGACUGA